GCUAGUAGGAAGCUCCAGCGCUACACCGGCGGCGGCGGCAGCAGCGGCGGCGGCGACGGCCGAGCGGCCGGAUUCCCCGGCAGCGACCUCGGGCUCUCCCCCUUCCCCACCGACCCCUGUUCCCGCUCCGUCCCGUUCUGGGCCUCUCGCUUGAGUUCCCCGCCGGCGAGCGGGCGCCACCGGCCGGAGCGUCCAUCCACGCGCCGUCUCUCGGCGGGCCAGGCCGUGCCGGGGAGCGCAGCCCCGGCGGAGGGCGGCCCGGGGCGGAGCGGGGGGCCUGCCCCGGGGCGGUGGUGCGGGAUGCCGCCGCCGCCACCGCCGGGUUGCGUUGGCUCUCGGCGAGCGGCGCGCGUGUCGGGUGGGUGUCCGGCCGCGGGCCUCGCCCCCCAGACUCCUCGCCGGCGCUAGCCGGGCCGCGCGGCGCCCCGAGGGGGCCGGGCCGUGCGCGGGCUGUGGCCCUUCUCCGCGCCGCGAGCCGCCGCCCCUCCGCCCGCCCCGAGGCGCCCCGCGGGCACCAUGCAGGCGCAGCAGCUGCCCUACGAGUUUUUCAGCGAGGAGAACGCGCCCAAGUGGCGGGGGCUGCUGGUGCCUGCGCUGAAAAAGGUUCAGGGGCAAGUUCACCCUACUCUUGAGUCUAAUGAUGAUGCUCUUCAGUAUGUUGAAGAAUUAAUUUUGCAAUUACUAAAUAUGCUGUGCCAAGCUCAGCCCCGGAGUGCUUCAGAUGUGGAGGAACGUGUUCAAAAAAGUUUUCCUCAUCCAAUUGAUAAGUGGGCAAUAGCUGAUGCCCAAUCAGCUAUUGAAAAGAGGAAGAGAAGGAAUCCUUUAUCCCUGCCAGCAGAAAGAAUUCAUCAUUUGUUAAGGGAGGUCCUCGGUUAUAAAAUUGACCACCAGGUUUCUGUUUACAUAGUAGCAGUAUUAGAAUACAUUUCUGCAGAUAUUUUAAAGUUGGUGGGGAAUUAUGUAAGAAAUAUACGGCAUUAUGAAAUUACAAAACAAGACAUUAAAGUGGCAAUGUGUGCUGAUAAGGUAUUGAUGGAUAUGUUUCAUCAAGAUGUAGAGGAUAUAAAUAUCUUAUCUUUAACUGAUGAAGAACCUUCCACCUCAGGAGAACAAACUUACUAUGAUUUGGUAAAAGCAUUCAUGGCAGAAAUUCGACAGUAUAUAAGAGAAUUAAAUCUAAUUAUAAAAGUUUUUCGAGAACCCUUUGUCUCUAAUUCCAAAUUGUUCUCAUCUUAUGAUGUAGAAAACAUAUUUAGUCGUAUAGUAGAUAUACAUGAACUUAGUGUAAAGUUACUGGGCCAUAUAGAAGACACUGUAGAGAUGACAGACGAAGGCAGCCCCCACCCAUUAGUAGGAAGCUGUUUGGAAGACUUAGCAGAAGAACUGGCAUUUGAUCCAUAUGAAUCAUAUGCUCGGGAUAUUUUACGACCUGGAUUCCAUGACCGUUUUCUUAGUCAGUUAUCAAAGCCUGGGGCAGCACUUUAUUUGCAGUCAAUAGGCGAAGGCUUCAAAGAAGCUGUUCAGUAUGUUUUGCCCCGGCUGCUGCUUGCCCCUGUGUACCACUGUCUGCAUUACUUUGAACUUCUGAAGCAGUUAGAAGAAAAGAGUGAAGAUCAAGAAGACAAGGAGUGUAUGAAGCAAGCAAUAACAGCCCUGCUUAACGUCCAAAGUGGCAUGGAAAAAAUUUGCUCCAAAAGUCUUGCAAAACGAAGACUAAGUGAGUCUGCAUGUCGGUUUUACAGCCAGCAGAUGAAGGGGAAACAACUAGCCAUCAAGAAAAUGAACGAGAUCCAGAAGAAUAUUGAUGGUUGGGAGGGGAAAGACAUUGGACAGUGCUGCAAUGAGUUCAUAAUGGAAGGAACUCUUACACGUGUAGGAGCCAAACACGAGAGACACAUAUUUCUCUUCGAUGGCUUAAUGAUUUGCUGUAAAUCAAAUCAUGGGCAGCCAAGACUCCCUGGUGCUAGCAGUGCAGAAUAUCGGCUUAAAGAAAAAUUUUUUAUGCGAAAGGUACAAAUUAAUGAUAAAGAUGAUACCAGUGAAUACAAGCAUGCUUUUGAAAUCAUUCUGAAAGAUGGAAAUAGUGUUAUAUUUUCUGCCAAGUCAGCUGAAGAGAAAAACAACUGGAUGGCAGCACUGAUAUCUUUGCAGUACCGCAGCACCCUGGAGAGGAUGCUGGACGUAACAGUGCUGCAGGAAGAGAAGGAGGAGCAGAUGAGGCUGCCUAGUGCUGAUGUGUACAGGUUUGCAGAACCUGACUCCGAGGAGAAUAUUCUAUUCGAAGAGAAUGUGCAGCCCAAAGCUGGGAUCCCCAUUAUCAAAGCAGGGACUGUGGUUAAACUCAUUGAGAGGCUUACAUACCAUAUGUACGCAGAUCCAAAUUUUGUUCGGACGUUUCUUACAACAUACAGAUCCUUUUGCAAACCUCAAGAACUACUGAGUCUUCUAAUAGAAAGAUUUGAAAUUCCAGAGCCUGAGCCAACAGAAGCUGAUCGCAUAGCUAUAGAGAACGGAGACCAGCCCCUGAGUGCAGAGCUGAAGAGGUUUAGGAAGGAAUAUAUCCAGCCUGUGCAGCUGAGGGUGUUGAAUGUGUGUCGGCACUGGGUGGAGCACCAUUUCUAUGACUUUGAAAGAGAUGCAGACCUUUUACAGAGAAUGGAGGAAUUUAUUGGAACAGUAAGAGGUAAAGCAAUGAAAAAAUGGGUCGAAUCCAUCACUAAGAUAAUCCAAAGGAAAAAAAUUGCAAGAGACAAUGGCCCAGGUCAUAAUAUUACAUUUCAGAGUUCACCUCCCACAGUUGAGUGGCACAUAAGCAGACCCGGGCACAUAGAGACUUUUGACUUGCUCACCUUACACCCAAUAGAAAUUGCUCGACAACUCACUUUACUUGAAUCAGAUCUAUACCGAGCUGUGCAGCCAUCAGAAUUAGUUGGAAGUGUGUGGACAAAAGAAGAUAAAGAAAUUAAUUCUCCCAACCUUCUGAAGAUGAUUCGGCACACCACUAACCUCACUUUGUGGUUUGAGAAAUGUAUUGUAGAAACAGAAAACUUAGAAGAAAGAGUAGCUGUAGUGAGUCGGAUAAUUGAGAUUCUACAAGUCUUUCAAGAGCUGAACAACUUCAAUGGUGUCCUGGAAGUUGUCAGUGCUAUGAACUCAUCGCCUGUUUACAGACUAGACCACACAUUUGAGCAAGUACCAAGUAGACAAAGGAAAAUUUUAGAAGAAGCUCAUGAAUUGAGUGAAGAUCACUAUAAGAAAUAUUUGGCAAAACUCAGGUCUAUUAAUCCACCAUGUGUGCCUUUCUUUGGAAUUUAUCUCACAAAUAUCUUGAAGACAGAAGAAGGCAACCCUGAGGUCCUAAGAAGACAUGGAAAAGAGCUCAUCAACUUCAGCAAGAGGAGGAGAGUGGCUGAGAUAACAGGGGAGAUCCAGCAGUACCAAAACCAGCCUUACUGCUUACGGGUGGAGUCAGACAUCAAGAGGUUCUUUGAAAACUUGAAUCCAAUGGGAAAUAGCAUGGAGAAAGAAUUUACAGACUAUCUAUUCAACAAAUCCCUAGAAAUAGAGCCGCGGAACCCUAAGCCUCUCCCGAGAUUCCCAAAAAAAUACAGCUAUCCCCUAAAAUCUCCUGGUGUUCGUCCAUCAAAUCCAAGACCAGGAACCAUGAGACAUCCCACGCCUCUGCAGCAGGAGCCAAGAAAAAUUAGCUACAGUAGGAUCCCUGAGAGUGAGACAGAAAGUCCAGCGUCUGCACCAAAUUCCCCGAGAACACCACUGACACCUCCUCCUGCAUCUGGCACUUCCAGUAACACAGAUGUUUGCAGCGUGUUCGAUUCUGACCAUUCAGCAAGCCCUUUUCAUUCAAGAUCUGCUUCAGUCUCAUCUAUAAGUUUAUCCAAGGGCACUGACGAAGUGCCUGUUCCCCCUCCUGUACCCCCACGAAGGCGUCCAGAGUCUGCCCCAGCUGAAUCCUCCCCAUCCAAGAUUAUGUCUAAGCACUUGGACAGCCCCCCAGCUAUUCCUCCUAGGCAACCCACAUCAAAAGCCUAUUCCCCACGAUAUUCAAUAUCAGAUCGGACCUCUAUAUCAGAUCCUCCUGAGAGCCCUCCCUUGUUACCACCACGGGAACCUGUGAGGACACCUGAUGUUUUCUCAAGCUCGCCAUUACAUCUCCAACCUCCUCCUUUGGGCAAAAAGAGUGAUCAUGGCAAUGCCUUCUUCCCAAACAGCCCAUCCCCUUUUACACCGCCACCCCCUCAAACCCCUUCUCCUCAUGGCACGAGAAGGCAUCUGCCAUCACCACCACUGACACAGGAAAUGGACCUCCACUCCAUUGCUGGGCCUCCUGUUCCUCCACGACAAAGCACUUCUCAACUUAUCCCCAAACUCCCUCCAAAAACUUACAAAAGGGAGCAUACACACCCAUCCAUGCAUAGAGACGGACCACCUCUGCUGGAGAAUGCCCAUUCUUCCUGAGCUCCUCCAAGCUGGGAUACACAGUUCCCUAGCCCCCAGAUCCAUUGCUGGCAAUGGAUGCACUGAACAUGCCAGCACUGAAGAGUUCAAAUGAGAACUCCAAACACUAACGACUCUACUUCACGAUGUAGUAUAAGACAGUGAGUUUUAACCUACAUGGAAUUAUGGAAUAAAAUGGUAUUCCAGCUUAGAAUGUGGAGACUGAUCAGAGGAAGUGGACAACUGAUUGCACCUGGAAAUCACGUGAAGGGACUUUUCUGGCCUUUAGGCAGGAGUCCUCAUAUUGUGAAGUGAUCUUUAUCAUUAAAGGGAUGGAAAACAGUCUAAUGUCCAACAAGCCCAUAUGUUGACAGUUUUUGUAAUUCAAAAUAUUAUGCACUUUUAAAAAAUCUUAAACAGGGAUCUUCUCCUCCUCCUCCUCCUCCUCCUCCUCCUUUGUUUUCCUUCGCGUUACUCUUCUACUUUAGAAUAUUUUUGUAAAACUUAUUCAGAGGACUGUGAGAAAAGGCUGUGGUCCCUGACCUUGUUGAAAUCAAGGCCAGCACUGUCCUGCAGUCGUUUACAGGUUAUUACAGCGAAUUGAAUGGGUACCGAGGCUUCACCAAAGAGGGGCUCUUUGUUAUUGUUAUUGUUUUAAGAAUAAUUAUGCCAAGUUUAAGAACAUCCCCUACCUACCCCGACUCACAAAAUGUGGUGGUGUUGCCUUCAAACAAAAAAUGUCAAUGUCAUUAACAUGCUGGAAGAAGAACAUUUUAAAAUGUAACUGUCAAGUACACUAUUUACACUUAGGAGACUGUUAAUCUAUGCUAGACUGUCAUCCCCCAGCCCCUUUGUCUCCCAGAAGUUUACUGGUAAUAUAUGUCCUGGCUCGUGGCUGUCCCUCUAACCAUACACAGAAAUGCAGGCACCCAAUGUGAACAAGAGCACUCUCUGGGCCUCCCUGACACCUUUCAUGUUUUACUAAUAGUUGAGUAGUUAGCGUACCUAGAAUUACCUUGCAUUGCCUAAAUCAUGUGUAUAUAGUGAAUGUUAUAUAAUAUACCUUACAGGUCUGUUAUUAUUUAAUUAAAUAAAGAUAAACUACUUUGUUUGGCUGGCAUAUAUUAAAUUAUUAUAUGGAGAAAAUGGUUGAUUCUUAUUUCUUUGGGUUGAAAACAUACAAACACUAAGCAUAAAAGCACAUGUGGUGGUACCUGGGUAUCUAGUUCUUACAGAAUAAUCUCAAGUUGGAGAUUGGCAUGAAGGGAAAUACUGGCUUAAAGUAGAAUAGUUAUCUUUUAAGCAGAACCUUGCAUCUUUUUAAAAUUUCUUGAGCAACCAUACAUAUUUGUGAAGAUUUAUAUUGAACAUUCUACUCUGCUUAAGAUCUUCGGUUCCUUCAGAGCUUCUCCUUAGAGUAUCUACCUGCAUCCUUAAUACCACGUGAUAAUUCAUGAAGCCUUGUGCUGCUCUUCUGAGUCUAACAAAUACUGUGACUGAAAUGCAUGCAACUUGAAAACGUUUUAUUCUCCACUAUGUCUGUGAACUGUGUAGUAUUCCAUUCUUCAACAGUCAUCAGUAUGUGCAUGUGUCCUCAGUAAUGAUGCAGCAUUUCAGUAAUUCUGUUAACUGUGCUGCAUCAUAGUGGCAACUUUGUAUUUAUUAGCGAGUUAAAUGCAUCUUGGUAGUGCAGUGUAUAGUCUUCUAAGAUCAGAAGAACAUUAAUUGUAUCAUCAUGAGGCAGUCUAGUUUGUUAGAGUUGGUUCAUUUUCACUCAGCUAUGUUAGCCAUUUUUCUCUUUGUAAAAGGUCUCCUUUUUAAAAAGAGUCCUCAAAAGUUAAUUUCAAAUCCCUUCUUGGAUGCAAAGUGUGCGUUAGGCCAUUCAUUGAACAAAAAUAGCUAAGCAUACUUACUAAUGCUGCUCUGUAUGACUGUAAUGCACAUCCCCAACUCUCCCAUGACUUUUUAGACCAGCCUAACUGUCCCUAAAAUUUCCCAUGGCUUUUUGAUCAUCCCGUCCUUACUUCAAAUGCGAAUCUAAGAAAAACAACAUUAGAAGCCCAUUCAGUAUCUCUGUGGCAAGUGCUGCCUUCAACCAGGCGAUGGCCCCUUUCAGUCUGCCUGAGCCAACAAGGGGAGGAGAGCUCAGAUUUGGGGUGAACUAUAUUUCUCCCACAGGGAACCAUUCUCUAUCCCACUGUUCUAAGAGACCACUUCACCAUGCAGUCAUUUUAUAUGCAUCAUGGAUAGAGGAUAUUUUUAUUCUCCAAUACAACUUUUUGGCAAAAAUUAUUUUCUGCAGCAGUAACUGACUUCAAAAAUUCUAAUUGGAUGCUCUGAGAAGGUGAGAAAGCUGUAUCCUUGUGUGAACCAUUAUCUGGCUGGCAGGUUUAUCCUUAGUCAUAAAUGUACUUCUGGGAUAAGAAGUGGCAGAAGACAAAUGCACCAUUAAGAACUGCAUCUGAAUUAAGAGAUUACAAGGCAGCCAGUGCAGCAAAACUUGCUUAACUAUGCUCCCAAAUAUGGGGCGUUUCUUCCAGAAUCAAAGUGUCAGCAAAUGUUUUCUUAUGCUUGGCUCACAAAGGGAGUUCCCCUUGGUAGCUCAUUACCAAUAUAAUAGAAAUGCCUUUUCACAGCUAAGCACUUUGAAAAACAGGGACAGAAAAGUAGUAUUUCUUUAUUAAGGCGAGAUAUUUACUCUUUUACUCCUUCAAAUGUGUUUGAAGACUACAAAUGACAAAUACUGAAAAUCUGCCUAAUUGAAAUUUUUUGCUUAAAUAAAGCUGUUGGGCAUCAAACUAUGAGUUUAGUAAGCCACUCUUCUCUAACUCAGUGUUUUAGUGAAUCUGAGUUGAGCCAAGAGAAUACCAAGUAAAUACAGUCAGCAGAACAGUCUACUAAAGGACUAUUAAAGUUGAAGGCUAUGCUACGAUUUCAAAUUCUUCCUUAAUGCAAACCAAAAGUGGUAUUUAUCAUAAUGAUAAUUUAAGUUUUGCUCACAUCACUAUCUUAAUGGCUUAAAUUAGGGAUAUUUGAUAGUUCUAGAAAAUAAAUGGGGAUGUUGUCCCAGUUACAUACAGAAGAAAACCUUUGCUAUCCUCUCUUCCUAAUCAGAACCAAGGCAACCAUUUAUCCCUGGCUUGCUGCUGCUGGGUGGUUCUGCAUGCUCUGUCCAUCUCUGUUGUGUGCCUGUUGGACAGUUGCAGGUUCUGUGCAUUCCGUGUUAAUCUUUACAGUAAAUACACAUCACAAGGUUACUUUCAGUUUGGCUGAAGGAGAACUGUGCAGUAAAAUGCGAAGGAAAGUAAUGACUUUAUUCAAUGGUUUUUUUUUUUUUCAUUUGAAACACUACUAAAUUUUAAAAUAAUUUCAUAGUCCCUUAUACAUAAGCCAAUGAAAUAUUCUGAGUUCUAGUUA
Molecule: messenger RNA, 7872 nt
Organism: Mus pahari (shrew mouse)
Lineage: Eukaryota; Metazoa; Chordata; Mammalia; Rodentia; Muridae
Gene: Sos1
Product: SOS Ras/Rac guanine nucleotide exchange factor 1
Exons: 22
Coding region: 517-4476 (1319 amino acids)
Biological process (GO): Ras protein signal transduction; positive regulation of GTPase activity
Cellular component (GO): plasma membrane
Molecular function (GO): protein heterodimerization activity; guanyl-nucleotide exchange factor activity
Source: RefSeq, a predicted model, not a curated record